CCCCAGCCAGAAGGAAGCUCCCUGCGCCAAGGAGAGGUUCCCGGCGCGCCUCCCCUCCUCCCCCUGCGGCGGCGGCGGCGACUCCGCCAGACGAGUCGGGGGGCUUCCGUCCUUUCCUCGCCGGGCUGCUUCCCUCUUUCGCCAGCGUGGGGGCGGAGAGUGGAGACAAGGCCUUCCAGGAGAGCAGGAGCCAAAGAGGAAAAGCGCAAGGCUCUUUGCGCUCCUCCAAGCAGGGCGAAGGGGAAUGCCCGCGCCUGGCUAGCUGGAUUUCAUCGACAGCAAAAUGGGCGGAUUUUAGGCGGCAGCGGCUCCUCCCGGUUGCACGUCCUAGUUGACCGGGUAACCGGGGUGGGGGGGGUGGAAUUGCUGAGGAAUGUGGCGUCCGUGCGGCUCCAGGCUCCUGGCUCAGGUGAAAUGGAGGCUUUGGGGGCUCCUGCUUGCGGUGCGGGGAAGAAGAGCUUAGCGCCAUGCAUGAAGUCCUGGAAGAUCCUACCAAGGUGGAGGUGAUGAGUUGAAAGGCAGAGGCAGUGGAAGCUGGUUGUGGGCUUUCCCUUCCCAGCUAUCAUGACUGUCUUCCGGCAAGAAAACCUGGAGGAUCACUACGAGGUUGGAGAGGAACUUGGAAGUGGCCAGUUUGCAAUAGUAAGAAAAUGCCGUGAGAAGACCACUGGGGCACAAUAUGCUGCAAAAUUCAUUAAAAAACGGAGAACAAAAUCCAGUCGUCGAGGAGUGAGUCGCGAAGAUAUUGAACGAGAAGUAAACAUAUUAAAAGAAAUCCAGCAUCCCAAUGUGAUCACACUCCAUGAUGUCUAUGAAAGUAAAAUGGAUGUAAUUCUUAUAUUGGAACUCGUUGCAGGAGGUGAACUCUUUGACUUUUUAGCUGAAAAGGAAUCUUUGACUGAAGAGGAGGCCACAGAAUUUCUCAAGCAAAUUCUUAAUGGUGUUAAGUAUCUGCACUCUCUGCAAAUUGCACAUUUUGAUCUUAAGCCUGAAAACAUAAUGCUGCUGGAUAGAAAUGUACCAAAACCACACAUCAAGAUCAUUGACUUUGGCUUAGCACACAAAAUAGAUUUCAGCAAUGAGUUUAAGAAUAUUUUUGGGACACCUGAAUUUGUUGCUCCUGAAAUAGUAAACUAUGAACCACUUGGUCUUGAGGCAGAUAUGUGGAGCAUUGGUGUAAUAACUUACAUUCUAUUAAGUGGCGCUUCACCAUUUCUUGGAGAGACAAAACAAGAAACGCUAGCCAAUGUGUCUGCAGUGAAUUAUGACUUUGAGGAAGAAUUCUUUAACAAUACCAGUGCUCUAGCUAAAGAUUUUAUAAGGCGACUUCUAAUAAAGGACCCAAAGAAGAGAAUGACUAUUCAAGACAGCUUGCAACAUCCAUGGAUCAAGCCAAAAGAUACGCUGCAAGCCCUAAGUAGAAAAGCCUCUGCAGUAAAUAUGGAGAAAUUCAAAAAGUUUGCUGCACGAAGAAAAUGGAAACAAUCAGUGCGUCUAAUAUCAUUAUGCCAAAGAUUAUCAAGAUCAUUUUUGUCCAGAAGUAACAUGAGUGUGGCCAGAAGUGAUGAUACUCUGGACGAGGAAGAUUCGUUUGUAAUGAAGGCCAUCAUUCAUGCUAUCAAUGAUGACAAUGUUCCUGGCCUUCAGCAUCUUUUGGGGUCUUUGACCAAUUAUGAUGUCAAUCAACCAAACAAGCAUGGAACACCUCCAUUUCUGAUUGCUUCUGGAUGUGGGAAUAUUCAGAUGCUCCAGUUAUUUCUAAAGCGAGGUGCCCGCGUUGACGUCCAAGAUAAGGCAGGAUCCAAUGCAAUAUACUGGGCGUCUCGGCAUGGUCACAUAGAAACUCUGAAAUUUCUCCAUACAAAUAAAUGUCCUUUGGAUGUAAGAGACAAGUCUGGAGAAACUGCACUCCAUGUGGCUUCUCGAUAUGGUCAUGUUGAAGUAGUUCAAUACCUCUGUAGCAUUGGAUCAAAUUCUAAUUUUCAAGAUAAAGAAGAAGAAACUCCUUUGCACUGUGCUGCUUGGCAUGGCUAUUUUCUUGUUACCAAAGCACUUUGUAAGGCAGGCUGUAAUGUGAACAUUAAAAAUAAAGAAGGGGAAACUCCGCUUUUGACAGCUUCAGCUAGAGGUUACCAUGACAUUGUGGAAUGCUUGGCAGAGCAUGGUGCUGACCUUGAUGCAACUGACAAGGAUGGACACAUAGCCCUUCACCUUGCUGUACGAAGAUGUCAGAUGGAAGUAGUAAAAAUGCUGAUUAGUCGAGGUUGCUCUAUAGAUUUUCAAGAUAGACAUGGUAACACUCCUCUCCACGUAGCCUGCAAAGAUGGAAACGUUCCCAUUGUAAUGGCACUCUGUGAAGCAAACUGUAACAUCGAUAUGACAAACAAGUAUGGGCGAACUCCUUUACAUCUGGCUGCAAAUAAUGGAAUCCUUGAUGUGGUCCGUUACCUCUGUCUUAGCGGGGCUAAUGUGGAGGCUUUAACAUCUGAUGGAAAAACAGCAGAAGAUUUGGCUAGAGCAGAGCAGCAUGACCAUGUAGCUAGUCUGCUUACAAGGUUGAAAAAGGAUACACAUAGGGCAUUAUUCAUCCAGCAUCUUAGACCUACUCAUAAUCUACAGCCAAGAAUAAAAAUUAAACUCUUUGGCCACUCUGCAUCUGGGAAAACAACUCUUGUGGAAUCUUUAAAGUGUGGGCUACUAAGAAGCUUCUUCAGAAGGCGCAGACCUAGGCUCGCUUCUACAAAUUCUGUCCGAUUUCCUCCUUCACCUUUAUCUAAUAAGCCAACAGUUUCAGUAAGUAUUUCAAAUCUGUAUCCUGGCUGUGAGAAUGUUAGCGUGAGAAGCCGAAGCAUGAUGUUUGAGCCGGGCCUGACCAAAGGGAUGUUGGAAGUAUUUGUUUCUCCCUCACAUCAUUCCCACUGCUCCAUGGAUGAUCAGUCCACAAAGUGCAUUGAUGUGCAGAAUGCUUAUUUGAAUGGAAUUGGUGAUUUCAGUGUAUGGGAAUUCUCUGGAAAUCCUGUCUAUUUCUGCUGCUACGAUUAUUUUGCUGCAAAUGACCCCACCUCAGUUCACAUUGUGCUUUUUAGUCUUGAAGAACCUUAUGAAAUACAAUUGAAUCAAGUGACCUUUUGGCUUAGUUUCUUAAAAUCAUUAGUUCCGGUUGAAGAACCUAUAGCAUUUGGAGGAAAGCUGAAAACUCCACUUCAUGUUGCACUGGUGGCUACACAUGCAGAUAUUGUUAAUCUUCCACGUUCUGCUGGAGGAGAGUUCCAAUAUGACAAAGAUACAUCACUUUUGAAAGAAAUUAGGAAUAGGUUUGGGAAUGAUGUUCACAUUUUGGACAGAUUAUUUAUUCUAGAUGCUGGAGCAUCAGGUUCAAAAGAUAUGAAGAUCCUCCGAUACCAUCUUCAAGAGUUACGCAGUCAGAUUAUCUCUACAUGUCCACCUAUGACUCACUUGUGUGAAAAAAUAAUUUCCACUCUACCAUCAUGGAGAAAAAUAAAUGGGCCCAAUCAGCUCAUGUCCCUUCAACAGUUUGUAUAUGAUGUGCAAGAUCAACUUAAUCCAUUAGCAAGUGAAGAUGAGAUUAGGCAUAUAGCCCUCCAGCUACACAGUAUAGGCGAAAUCAACAUCAUGCAGAGUGAGACAGUCCAAGAUGUUGUUCUGCUGGAUCCUCGCUGGUUAUGUUCAAAUGUCCUUGGAAGACUUUUGUCUAUAGAGAAUCCUAAAGCCCUCCACCACUACAGAGGUCGAUAUACAAUAGAGGACAUCCAGCGCCUUAUACCAGACAGUGAUGUAGAAGAACUUAUCCAAGUCUUGGAUGCCAUGGACAUCUGUGCCAGAGAUGUCAGCAGUGGAACAAUGAUUGAUAUUCCAGCCUUGAUUAAGACUGAUAGCCUCCAUAGGUCUUGGGCUGAUGAAGAAGAUGAAGUUAUGAUUUACGGUGGUGUUAGAAUUGCUCCUGUGGAACAUCUAACCCCACUUCCUUGUGGCAUUUUUCAUAAAGUUCAGGUGAAUCUGUGUCGAUGGAUUCAUCAACAAAGCACAGAGGGAGAUGCAGAUAUACGUUUGUGGGUCAAUGGAUCAAAGAUUAUGAACCGUGGAGCUGAACUUCUUGUACUGCUUGUCAACAAUGGUCAGGGUAUUGAGGUUCAAGUUAGAGGCUUGGAAAUGGAGAAGAUUAAAUGCUGCUUAUUCCUGGACUCUGUAUGCAGUACCAUUGAUAAUUUGAUAGCCACCACAUUGCCAGGGCUGUUGACAGUCAAACAUUAUCUCAGUCCUCAGCAGCUGAGGGAACAUCAUGAGCCAAUCAUGAUUUACCAGCCAAGAGAUUUUUUCCGCGCACAAAGUCAAAAAGAGACCUCCUUGACUAAUACCAUGGGUGGUUACAAAGAAAGUUUUAGCAGCAUAUUGUGCUUUGGGUGUCUUGAUGUUUACUCACAAGGAAGUUUAGGAAUGGAUAUCCAUGUAUCAGAUUUGAAUCUACUUACAAGGAGGAAACUGAGCCGACUUUUGGAUCCACUUGAUCCUAUGGGCAAGGAUUGGUGCCUUCUUGCAAUGAACUUGGGCCUCCCUGAUCUGGUCGCAAAGCAUAAUAUAAACAAUGGGAGUUCCAAUGACUUCAUCUCCAGUCCAUCCUACUCCCUUCUCCAGGAAUGGGGAAAUGCCCCUGAAAGUACUGUGGGUAUUCUGAUGUCUAAGCUGAGGGAACUGGGCCGCAGAGACGCAGCUGACUUUUUAUUGAAAGCAUCUUCUGUGUUCAGAGUCAGUUUUGAUGCAAAUGGUCAGGAAGCUUAUGCUUCAAGCUGUAAUAGUGGGACAUCUUAUAAUUCAAUUAGUUCAGUCGUCUCUCGAUAAAAGUAAUAAUGUGGAACUUUUUCUAAUUUCAGCUAAUGCGAAAGGAUUCAGGAUGGCAAUCUUUUUUGGUAUUUAUAAGUUCUAUAUAUUACUGUAAUAAGUUGUCUCUGUUCCUCCACAUUGCUUUAUAAGUGACUAAAACCCUGAAACAUUGCUUUUUAAGUAACACGUUGCUCUUACUUUAGUUAUAAAAGACUAGUAUAAUUUCAGCUAUUUUGCAAUCUGCUUUUUAAUGAUUAUUGUACUUUUUUGAAUUCUAUUGGUUUAACUGUUUAAUUCUUCAAUAGCUGGUCAUUUUAACAAACCAUCGUUCCUUGUACCGAAAACUGCACAAUAAUUAAGCUACAUUUCUUACAUACUCUUUUCCCCCUUUGUUUUAUUUUAAAAACAUAGAUAGCCAAACAAUGCUAAUUGGUUUGGAUUUGAACACCAUGCUUAGAAAUGAAAAAGUGAGUGCCUUUUGCAGAAAACUCAUGUGGUUAAAAUCAAGUUGUUUCUGUGGAAGCUGUAAGACAAUGCUACCUCUAUUUCAUGUCUGCAUGCUGGUUGUUGCAAGUGGUUGUUGCCUUUGUGUGUCAUAAAGCAUAAGAUACUUGGUAACAUGAAAUCUGUUCCACUGAAGAGCUCUCAUGUAGACUAUCAUGAGGGUAGAAAUAUGUAAGACGUUAUGUUUAUUCCGUUGAAGUGGAAUGAAAACUUUCGAACUCCAUGAACUUGCACCUUCCAUUAUUUCUACAUAUCUCAGGUAAAGAUUUUACACAAAUGUAAAGUUCACCAAGGCACAUAUACAAGUGUUAGCUAACUAUGACUUAUUCUGUAUUUAACGGUGAUCAUUUGUGCAAAGCAAAUGGUUUUUCACUUUCAGAUACUAGUGUGCUUAUUUCUUAUACUUGAACGUUUAAUUUCAUUUUGUUUUUAUUAAAGCAAGAGCUUAAAAUUACUAUGAGAGAAAAUGACUUUCUUCUUUUCUGAAAAGCAUGUAAUAUUAAAGGUACACUAUAUAUUAUGUGUAUAUACAUAUAUAAUAUAUGUAUAUAUUAAUACUGUUUUCCUUAAUCUUUGUUGUAGUACAAUUUUAAAAUUUUUUACGAAUAAAUUGUUGCCUGUUGCAACUUUUUCAUCA
Messenger RNA from Pantherophis guttatus, 5980 nucleotides. It is a transcript of the gene DAPK1, whose product is annotated as death associated protein kinase 1. Gene Ontology annotation, cellular component: cytoplasm; nucleus. Gene Ontology annotation, molecular function: protein serine/threonine kinase activity; ATP binding; TIR domain binding. Gene Ontology annotation, biological process: intracellular signal transduction; positive regulation of canonical NF-kappaB signal transduction; MyD88-dependent toll-like receptor signaling pathway. The record is from RefSeq and is a predicted model, not a curated record. Lineage: Eukaryota; Metazoa; Chordata; Lepidosauria; Squamata; Colubridae.